GUCAUGCCACUUGGCACAAUCGAGUUUCCUUUUGAGCUGAUAAAAACGAAAAUGAAUGCUGACUCAAAGCUUAGUAUCCCAGCAUUCUUGGCUCCAGUGUGAACUACAUCCCAUUCUUUCUGCCUUUUUUUUUCUUUCUUUCUUUUUUUUAUUAUUUCACUUUCGUGACAUCCUCUGUCAUCAUCCUGGAAUUUCCACUGGAUCGUCUCCCUGCUGACUCCAGGACUUCCUAUUAAAAGGGAUCUGCAUCCAGCUGCUGCAGACUGCCCUGCAUCUGCCCGAGCUCCUGGUCCUGCUCCGACAGCUCUCAUCCAACGGGAAGAUGAAGCUCUCUGCAGUUGUUCUCGCUCUUCUCCUCAUUGCAUCCUCCUGCUCCCGAGCCUCCUCUGCCCCAGUGGGACCCGACGUCCCGACCUGCUGCACCUCUUACAUAAAACACAAGAUCCCACGGAACCUCAUCCGGAGUCACUACAGCACCAGCACCAGCUGCUCACAGCCAGCCAUCAUCUUCGUCACAAAGAAGCGCGAAGUCUGCGCCAACCCCAGUGACCCCUGGGUACAGAGCUACCUGCGGAGCGCCAGGCGGGACUGAGCGGAGCCAGGCAGGAUGGGACACUGCUGCCAUGCCAGCCGCAUCACCACGAGCUCCUGACAUGGAGCGUGGCUUCAGGACGGCUGCAUGAGCCCACGUCUCCUGCUUGCAGCUCCCAGGGACUGCAGAAUGGGGACCACAGACAUCUCAUAUCGGGUGCUGUUUGCACAGCCCACUCUGCAGCCCCAGCACAUAGCUUGACACCUCUGCCUGACUGCAGACUAGAAAGGCCCACGACACAUCUAUUGUUCUUAAAUUAUUUAAAAUUAUUUAAGAAAUUACCAUAAGAGAUAGGCAGUAUUCUCAUAUCUGGAUCAUAUUUAUGGGAGAGUGGCAGGGAGGGUAUUUAAGGGAGGGUGGCUAGGGGUCUCAUCUUCAGGGGAUGGAAGGCUCUGGCUCACUUGUAUGAAGGUGUUGUGGAGAAUAAAGAAUGUGGAUAAAA
Molecule: messenger RNA, 1034 nt
Organism: Phasianus colchicus (ring-necked pheasant)
Lineage: Eukaryota; Metazoa; Chordata; Aves; Galliformes; Phasianidae
Product: C-C motif chemokine 4-like
Biological process (GO): eosinophil chemotaxis; inflammatory response; chemokine-mediated signaling pathway
Cellular component (GO): extracellular region
Molecular function (GO): CCR chemokine receptor binding; chemokine activity
Source: RefSeq, a predicted model, not a curated record